Molecule: messenger RNA, 2972 nt
Organism: Trichomycterus rosablanca
Lineage: Eukaryota; Metazoa; Chordata; Actinopteri; Siluriformes; Trichomycteridae
Gene: plk2b
Product: polo-like kinase 2b (Drosophila)
Exons: 14
Coding region: 1-1989 (662 amino acids)
Biological process (GO): mitotic spindle organization; protein phosphorylation
Cellular component (GO): kinetochore; nucleus; spindle pole
Molecular function (GO): protein binding; protein serine/threonine kinase activity; ATP binding
Source: RefSeq, a predicted model, not a curated record
AUGGAGAGUCCGAGGAGUGUUCAGCAUUCAGUACAGAGCAGUACUGACCGGAUCUGUGAGCAGAAUAAAGCAGGGGAACAACAUCGAAGAAGGAUAGACGAACAAAGCGCGAAUGGAACCGAGUUCUCCCGAAUCAUCACGGAUGCGCUCACGGGCAAAUGCUACUGCCGGGGAAAAGUGCUCGGGAAGGGAGGUUUUGCCAAAUGCUACGAGCUUACGGAUUUAUCAGCUGGAAAAGUGUAUGCAGCCAAAAUCAUCCCGCACGCGCGCGUGGCCAAACCGCAUCAGCGCGAGAAGAUUAACAGAGAGAUCGAGUUGCACAGAGGGCUAAAUCAUAAACACAUCGUUCAUUUCUAUCACCAUUUCGAAGAUAAAGACAACAUCUAUAUUCUACUGGAGUACUGCAGCAGAAGAUCACUGGCACACAUCCUGAAAGCACGCAAAGUACUAACUGAGCCAGAGGUGAGGUACUACCUGAAGCAGACAGUAUCUGCCCUGAAAUAUCUACACGAUCAAGAGAUUCUACAUCGAGACCUCAAACUAGGAAACCUGUUUGUGAAUGACUCAAUGGAGCUAAAGGUUGGGGAUUUCGGCUUGGCUGUCAAAUUGGAGCCAACAAGCAACAGAAGAAAGACCAUCUGUGGCACACCAAAUUACCUUUCUCCAGAGGUGCUGAAUAAACAGGGCCAUGGAUGGGAGUCGGACAUCUGGGCUCUGGGUUGUGUUAUGUACACUCUGCUCCUGGGAAAGCCUCCGUUUGAGACCAAUAACCUAAAAGAGACAUAUCGCUGUAUCAAAGAAGCCCGCUACUCUGUGCCCUCCAGCCUGUCUCUUCCUGCCAGACAGCUCAUCGCCUGCAUGCUCUCUCGUGACCCCAUAGACCGCCCGCGACUCGACCAAAUUGCACAGCAUGAAUUUCUCUCACAGGGCUUCAUACCCGAGACUUUGCCUUCCAGCUGCUGUCUCUCUGCUCCUGACUUCCAUAUCUCAAGCCCUGCCAAGAGCUUUUUCAAAAAGGCUGCAGCUGCCCUGUUUGGUGGAAAACGAGACAAAGCCAAGUACUAUGAGAAUCUCAAUAAGACAGCCAAAGAAGAAGACGACAUCUACAAACUUUGCAAUGAUCUAAAAACUACCUCAAUUAAUCAACUUCCUGUUACGCCACAAGUCGAGGAAAGAGUGACUUCAUCACUACCGGUAGGAAAACCUGUUUCCCAGGCAACAGUCACACAGCCGGAGGCCCGAGACACCAUCACUAUGAUCGUCAGAGGCAGCCUGGGGAGCUGCAGCAGCAACAGUGAAUCUGUAGGUCUGGAGGACAGCACAACUGGUUCUGUUGCACAAGCUGUUGCAAGUGUACUUCGAGGAUGCUUGGAGCACAUGCCCACAGCAGAGAAGCUCCCCAAGGCUAGUGGAUGCAGCAUCCUGCAGUGGGUGACUAAGUGGGUGGAUUAUUCCAACAAGUACGGCUUCGGCUAUCAGCUGGCCGACAACACCGUGGGUGUCCUCUUCAACAGCGGAACACACAUGAGUCUUCUAGCUGACAAAACAACUGUGUUGCAGCAUGCAGAGAUGGGUCAGUGUGCUGUAAUGUACACAACAGAUGUUCCUGAGAACUGUGUGGGCCAGGUCACUAUCCUCAAGUACUUCGCUCACUACAUGGAGGAAAACCUAAUGGAUGGAGGUGAUAUGGUAAUUGAUACUGAUACUGAAAAGCCCAGAAUAUAUCUGCUGCAGUGGUUAAAAUCAGACCGGGCUCUUAUGAUGCUCUUCAAUGAUGGUACAUUCCAGGUGAACUUCUACCACGACCACACCAAACUUAUUCUGUGCACCCAGCAGGACGACUACCUGAUGACGUACAUCAAUGAAGAACGCACAUCCUCUACGUUUGAACUAAGCAAGCUCUUAAGCUCCGGAUGCACCUCGGAGCUCCACAGCCGCAUGAUGUAUGCCCUUAACAUGCUCCAGCAAAGAUGCAAACGAGAACAAUGAAACAACAGGACAGUAUACAGGCACAGGAAAGAAAGUGUGGACUGUACAUUCUCAGAAGCACAGAAGCAGACCUGAACUGUUUAUUUUUGGCUUACAGAUUUAGGCUGUAACAGAAAGUGUAACUGGAGAGUGAUAUUAAGGUAGGGUUUUCAACAGAAGGGUUUAUUUAACAAUGUAGCAUUUUAGAAGGGCUGUGAAAAGAUGCCGGGCUGGAACCAAAGUAUAUCGAAAUGUACACUAUAUGGACAAAAUUAUUGGGACAGCCGUUCUAAUUUUUUAAUUUAUGUGUUUCAGCCACAACACCUGCUAACAGGUGCAAUAUAUCAAUUAUAUAAAUGAAAAGAUAUGCUUCCAACUUUGCUGCAACAGUUUAGAGAAGGCCCUUUCCUUUACCAGUAUUGCUGUGGCCCUGUGCACAAAACAUGGUCUAUAAAGACAUGAAGAAAUGUUUGGUUUGAAGAAACGUCAGUGACCUGAACAGAGCCCUGACCUCAGCCCCACUAAACAGCUUUGGAAUGAAGAAGAAAAUCAGUUGUGGCUUUCCUGGCCUGAUCAGUGCCCAGCUAUACAAAUGCUCACUUAGACAAAAUAGAGGGCAUUCUAUUUUAAUACCACUUGUUUUUGAAAUGGGAUCUCCAACAAUCUCAUGGUCAGGCAUCUAAAUACUUUUGACCAUAGAGUGUAUCUGGGUCUACAGUCAUAGAGCAGAGAUCACUUUAUUUUAGUACCAUUUGUUUUGAAAUUGGAUGUCCAACAAGCUCACAGUCAGGCGUCCAAAUACUUUUGGCCAUAUAGUGUAUCUGGGUCUAGGAAAGUCAUAGAGCAGAGCCAGACUUCAAGCAAAAAAAAUUGUCUCUAGAUGAGACUAAUAAUGUGAACUUGCAUGUGAGUGUGUGGACCUUAAGGUGUGCAAGACAUGCAAAUAUUUAUUAUGUAAAUAGUUCCCUUAAUUUAUUUAAAAAAUAAAACAAAUAUAUAAACAA